Molecule: messenger RNA, 2952 nt
Organism: Eremomyces bilateralis CBS 781.70
Lineage: Eukaryota; Fungi; Ascomycota; Dothideomycetes; Eremomycetales; Eremomycetaceae
Product: DUF663-domain-containing protein
Exons: 2
Coding region: 215-2668 (817 amino acids)
Biological process (GO): endonucleolytic cleavage of tricistronic rRNA transcript (SSU-rRNA, 5.8S rRNA, LSU-rRNA); maturation of SSU-rRNA from tricistronic rRNA transcript (SSU-rRNA, 5.8S rRNA, LSU-rRNA); ribosome biogenesis
Cellular component (GO): preribosome, small subunit precursor; nucleus
Molecular function (GO): GTPase activity; U3 snoRNA binding; GTP binding
Source: RefSeq, a predicted model, not a curated record
GGAUAAUUCGCGAUUUCGCUUAAAAGUUCGGCUUCACUUCUCGUCAACCGCAUCCUUUCGCCUCCCACAAGGUAAGAACUAUUGCUGUAUACGGUAAACCGGCACAGGCCAUUGCUCCAGCAUAUACUUGAUACAUUCAAGCGAUUUCCCCUUCGUCGACACCAAGAAAGUGGCUUCCACGCUACCCUACCGCUUCAAAGCCGGCCCCGCCACCAUGGGGACAACCACCAUGGAGCAGCAUCACCAUCGAAGCACCACGAAAGGAGCCCACAAGAGCUUCAAAUCGCGACACUCCACGAAAAAUGCGCUACGAGAACAAAUUAAGGGCCGCAUCGAGCGCCCAGCGAAAGGUGUCCGGAAGACCCCCCAUCAGCAUAUGAUGUCGAAGCUGGAGCGGAAAAAUCAGGCGAAGCAGAAGCGCAUGUCAAGUGUACGAGACCACAAUGCCGCGAAGAGCAUCUUUUCGGGGAAGAAUGGAGCACCAAGGAUUGUUGCCUUGGUUCCGCUUUGCGCGGAUGUGAACAAUGCGGCGACCGUUCGCAAACUGAAUGGUUCGGUGGAUCUGGAAGACGGUGGGGAGAUUCCCGAACACGGUUGGACGAGGUCAAGGAUCGAGAGAUUUGGUCAGAAUGUGGCCUAUGUGCUGCCGAAGAGGGAUUUGGUUUCGGUUUUGGAUGCGUGCCGGGUGGCGGAUAUCGUCCUCUUUGUCCUGUCAACGGAAACGGAGGUGGAUGCGCUUGGGGAGGCGAUGCUCCGCGCAAUCGAGAGCCAAGGAGUGUCCAACGUAUACGCGCUCGCUCAGCCAGCCGAUGCGAUGGUCAAGCCGAAGGAGCGCAGAAGGGUCGACGCGUCAUUGAUAUCAUUCAUGUCCCACUUCUUCCCGUCUAUCGAAAGGAUCACCAACCUCGACAUCUCUCAAGAAUGCCUGAACCUCGUCCGCUCAUUAUGCAGUACUGUCCCCAAGGGGAUCCGGUGGAGAGAAGACAGGAGCUGGAUGAUGGUGGAGGAGUUACAGUGGUCGGAAGCAAAUCAAACCGAAAACAUAAACGAUACAUCGGAACUGGUUCUCACAGGAGUUGUUCGUGGCCAGCGCUUGGAUCCGGAUAGACUUGUCCGAGUGGGGGAUUGGGGCGAGUUCCGAAUUAGCAAGAUUGUAUCGGCGCCGCUGGUCAAAGCCAAGGCCGCGAAAGGGGAUUCCAUGGCCAUUGAUGACGACACUGAGGAUGUCUUGGCACUGCCGACGGAAGACCAAGAUGAUCUCCUGGAGCUGGCUCCCGAAGAAGAGAUGCAGCUUGAUUACGACGAUCGGAUGACCACGGCUACAUCAGCCACCAGGAAAGGGGUUUUGUUGGACGAUCAUCAUUAUUUCUCCGACGACGACGAUGAGAUGACAAGACGACCAAAAAAGCUACCCAAAGGAACCUCGAAGUAUCAAUCGGCUUGGUUCGUAGACGACGUGUCAGACUCGGAUGCGGAACUGGAAGACUACGACGAUGAGGAAGAGGAAGAGGAGGCGGACGAGUUCCAUGGUAGCGAUGAUUUCAUGGAUGGCGUGACAGGCCCUCCUGAGCCAACCGAAUUCGAGGGCACAGAAUAUCCCGUCUCCGAAGCAUUCCACGACAUUUCUCCUGAACAACGCGCCGCGGAACUCGCGCAGUAUCGGGCCAACCGCAAUGUCGAAGCCGAAGAAGACUUCGAGUUCCCCGAUGAGAUCGAACUGACUCCAGAAAUGGUGGGGAGGGAACGGCUAGCCAAAUACCGAGGCCUCAAGAGCCUCCGGACCAGCGAAUGGGAUACGGAAGAAGACAAGAUAUAUGAGCCGGAAGCGUGGCCUCGUUUGCUGGAAAUCGCAGAUUACAGAGGAGCGAAGAACAAGGUCCUACGAGAGGGGGAGUUCCGAGGUGUGGUGCCAGGAACAAGAGUGAGCGUCUACCUUGAGGGCGUCCCGUCGUCGCUCCGCAACACGAUCGUUCCGUCGCCGUUGGCGAUGUUCUCCCUGCUCCGUCACGAGCACAAGAGGACCGCCACCAACGUGACCAUCACCCUCCCCUCCGAUGCAGAAGCGCCCAUCAAGUCCAAGGACGAGCUCAUCUUCCAAUGCGGACCCCGCCGAUUCGUCAUCAACCCCCUCUUCUCCCAGCAAGGCAACACGCCCAACGACGUCCACAAAUUCGAGCGCUAUCUCCAUCCCGGGCGCGCCGCGGUUGCGACGUUCAUCGCGCCCCUCACCUGGGGCUCCGUCCCCUGUCUAUUCUUCCGCCGCUCCACCGACCCCUCUCAGUCCUCCAACCUCCACCUCAUCGCCACUGGCACCACCGUCCCGCCGAGCACCCAGCGCGUCAUCGCCAAACGCGUCGUCCUCACCGGCCAUCCGUACAAGAUCCAUAAGCGGGUGGUGACAGUGCGGUAUAUGUUCUUCAACGACGAGGACAUUGCGUGGUUCAAGGCGCUGCGAUUGUGGACGAAGCGGGGGAGGAGCGGGUUCAUCAAGGAAAGCUUGGGAACUCAUGGGUACUUUAAGGCGACGUUUGAUGGGAGGAUCAAUCCGCUGGACGCGGUUGGCGUGAGUUUAUAUAAGAGGAUGUGGCCCCGGUCAGCGGUUUCGUGGAAGAGGGAUGAGGUGGAUUCCAUAGAGGAGGUGGAUUCUGCCGAGCAAAUGGUGGAGUGAGGCGUUUGAUAGCGAAGGACGGAAUUCAAAGCCGAUGAAACGACGUGAUGCCAAUCUUCAUGCUUCGGAGGUAAUGCUACCAUGGUGGGAUUUGAGGAAUUCAAUUUGAUUAUUGCAUCAACAAUGCCAAGUAUCGUCGGCUUGCCAUACCACGAGCUGAAAAUAGAAAGUUGAACAUCCCAUGUCAGUAUUGAUUUCAUAGCGCUGUCCAGGGUCUCCUGAACAGAUUCUAAAAUUAGCACCCACGACUCCACGAGCUGCACCAUAUUUAAGGCUAGGAAUUC